Messenger RNA from Staurois parvus, 412 nucleotides. NCBI's taxonomy places the organism in Eukaryota, Metazoa, Chordata, Amphibia, Anura, Ranidae. The record is from the annotation of a GenBank genome assembly.
AGAGCCAAAGAUGUCGGCUCGGUCAUGUGAUCAGCUUUGUCCAAUCACAGCUGAUCACAUCUGUCACACUGACAGAGGAGAGGAGAGCCGGUAAUCAGCAUCCCUCGGAGGGGACAUGUACACUGAUCAUCAGAGCACUGAUGAUCAGUGUGCCCUGAUGAUCAAUGUAGCCCCAGCAGCGCCACCUGUCAGUGUCCAUCAGUGCCAGCUGUCAGUACUCAUCUAUGCCACCUACCAGUGCCCAUCAGUGUCACAUUGCAGUACCUACCAGUGCACAUCAAUGCCACAUAUCAGUGCCCAUCUCAGCUGCCUUUCAGUGUCACCCAUCAGUGCCAGUCAGUGCCACCUAUCAAUGCCAGUCAAUGCUGCCAUUCAGUGCCGCCUAUCAGUGCCAGUCAGUGCCGCCUAUCAG